AUGGCUGACGAUCGACCUCUCCGCGAGGGACACUUCCCAGACACUCCAGCACAUUACUUGCACUCACCGACUGAUCACGAAUCCCCACGUCUACCCCAAACGAUCGCCCAUCGAGGCUAUAAGGGAAAGUUUCCAGAGAACACGUUGUGUGCCAUUGAAGGGGCCAUUAAAGCAGGAACUCAGGCACUGGAGCUCGAUCUGCGUCUUUCCCGGGAUGGCGUUGUCGUAUUGUCGCAUGACGCGACCCUGAAACGAUGCUUUGGCAUCAAGAAGAAGGUAGAUGACUGCGAUUGGGACUAUCUAAAGACCAUCCGCACAUUGAAAGCGCCGCAAGAGCCGAUGGCGAGGCUAGUCGACGUCCUAGAGUUUAUGCGCCAGCCAGGGCGUGAGCAUGUUUGGAUUUUGCUCGACAUCAAGCGUAGCGAUAAUCCCGAUAUCGUCAUGAAGCGAAUCGCGGAGACGAUCGAAUCCGUGCCCAUCCCGGCGAUAGGACCAGACUGGCAUCGGCGAGUGGUCCUGGGAUGUUGGUCUGCCCGAUACUUGCCUUUGUGUGCCCAGUAUUUGCCACGGUACAGCAUGACUUUAAUCUGCUUUGAUUUGGGUUACGCUCGCCAAUUUCUGCACGUACCGCGGAUUUCUUUCAACGUCAACCAGAUGGUCUUGAUGGGCCCGCUCGGUCGUGGGUUUCUGGAAGAAGCGCGAGCUGCACAUCGUCACGUAUAUCUAUGGACGGUCAACUCGCCGAACUUCAUGCGCUGGGCUAUCCGUCAUGAGGUGGACGGAGUCAUCACGGACGAGCCAGCUCAAUUCAAGCAGAUUUGUGAAGAGUGGAAGAAAGAAAGAAAUGAAACAGGCGUCAUCCGAGCUCCAGAGUUGGACCAGCUGAGUGUGGGUGAGCGGCUUCAAAUUCUGGCCGUCGCCGCAUGGCUUGUUCUCUUCGGUUGGUUUCUCAAGCUCAAAUACUUCCCUUCCGUAGAGCGUGUCCAAUUUGAGCAACGCAAGGCCAGUUGA
Messenger RNA from Penicillium atrosanguineum, 1011 nucleotides. Its product is annotated as glycerophosphodiester phosphodiesterase. NCBI's taxonomy places the organism in Eukaryota, Fungi, Ascomycota, Eurotiomycetes, Eurotiales, Aspergillaceae. Bases 1 to 1011 code for a protein of 336 amino acids. The transcript has 4 exons. The record is from RefSeq and is a predicted model, not a curated record. Gene Ontology annotation, biological process: lipid metabolic process. Gene Ontology annotation, molecular function: phosphoric diester hydrolase activity.